AUGUCUGAGAAACCAGAGGAACCAAAGCCUGUCGCCGAGCUCUCAAAGGACAUGCAGCAGGGGCAGGCUGCCAUUGCAAAGGCCACAGAUACUCCCGGCAGUCGACUCACUGCAUGGCGGCAGCCACAUAACCUGCGUGCCUAUUAUGGGCCUCCACCACACACGUACAAGAAACUUCCCGAAAGCAAUCCCACUACCUCCCAGCCUCCCGAAAGCGAUAAAGAAACGCCAGAAGUAGCCUUACCGACACCAUUAGAAAACGGCUAUUCCGUACCAGCUUACCGACCCCCUCACUGGGUGCCGCACUCUGACAUUGUUGGACCAACGAGGAGUCUCGACACCGACCAAGGCGCUACUACAUAUCCGGGGCCACCACUAUCAGCUAUCAAGGAAGGCAAAGUCGCUGCGGCUUGUGAGCCCCAUCUUCAAAUACUCUGCGGCCCCUUGCUGCGGUACGAUACAGUCAAGGACGGCCAUUGGUAUGGAGCGGUGAUGAUCGUCACCAAUGACGACGAGUCUGAGUAUCACCCAUUGCCAACUCUCGUUGUAGAAUGGGAAAGUGAGGACGAGCAACCAUUCACUUUGGACGUGCCCAUCAAUGAUCCAACUCAGCCCUCAUCAGAGACUGUGGCUCCUAGUGAACAAAAUCAAGAACAUUCACCGGUCGUUCCACCCACCAAUGAGGCAUAUACCGCUGAUGGACAUUCGGGCCCAAACACAACGCCGUCUACUUUACACACUGCCGCUCCCACACAGUCGAGCACCUCGUAUCAGUCUGGGGAUGAAUCCGAUGGACCAAUAUCCGACAUGGACCUGAGCGGCCCGGAAGAAGUUGUGGACGGCACGGACAAGAAGGGACACAAACGAAGCAAAUCCAAGUCGACGGCUGCAACGUGGGCUACAUCCAUGAUGCGCAAGCUCAAAGAGCUUGGACCACAGAAAUCCGAUUUCCGUGGUCGUCCGCCUGAAAGGAUUGCACAAACUGAACAGAAGAAGAAGCAUGAUCAAGAGUGGGCCACAAAGCGCAUUGUAGAGGGAGAAGCAAUCUACAAAUAUACCGGAUUGGCCAGCACUGCGACAUUUUGGCGUUUCUUGUUGGAGAUACCCGUCAAUCCGGAUCCGACCAAAGGUUUGAAGGUUCAUUAUGCCAUCAAUAAGCCGAAGAAGGCUCAGUAUAACCUCAACUUGGGAGUCCAGCCGCCUCGGGAACCGGAGCGACUUUCUACAGACAUUACGUUCCACAUCGCACCUACGGGCUCCGACAUGCGGUUUGCUGCAUAUAGCUGCAAUGGAUUUAGUGAAGGGAUUGAUCCAAAUACCUUUAAAGGUGAAGGAUUCGAGAGCGGUUUUGAUCCCGUAUGGGCAGACCUCCUGGAGCGUCAUGCUCAGCGCCCUUUUCACGCGCUCAUAGGAGGGGGAGACCAGAUUUAUUGCGACCCGCUCACCAAGGAACCUGAACUGAAGGAAUACAUGCAAUUGAAAACCAACAAAGAAAAGAUUGCCUACCCACUCACUGAUGCGAUCACGUUCACUAUUGAUCGAUUCUACUUCAACCACUACUGUCUCGUCUUUCGCAAUGGGUGCUUCGCCAAGGCUAUUAGCCAGAUACCCAUGAACAAUAUGCUGGAUGACCACGACCUGAUCGACGGCUUUGGAAGCUAUCCAGAGGCACUGCAACGAUCUGCUUUCUUUAAACACAUUGGUUCCCGAGGAUACUUUUGGUUCUUGCUCUUCCAAACGUUUACAGUGGACACUGUGGAUGGUACACUCGUAGAACCAGGAAAGCAUACGUUCAAAUCGACAAUUAUUGGCGAAGAUGGGCCGUAUAUUCCGUUCCCCUCCCAUUCGAGUCUCCAUUGGUAUGGAGCCAGGACUUAUUUGCUGAUGCUGGACUGUCGUGCUGAGCGUCGCAAGAACAUGAUCGUCUCCCCGCUGACGUACGAGCACAUCUUCAAGAUUCUUCGAGAGCUCCCAGACCAAGUUGAGCAUCUCAUCGUCCAGCUUGGGAUUCCCAUCUCGUAUCCAAGGAUGAAUUUGGCGGAACGAAUGAUUCACUCAGACGGAUAUUUAGCCAAGAUAACGCGCUCUGGAUUCUUUUCCAGCUUUGCAAACCACUUUAACAAAGACAUGGAACUCCUUGAUGAUCUGAGCGAUCAUUGGACAGCCUCAAAUCACAAACGCGAACGGAACUGGUUCAUCCUGCAACUCCAGCAACUUGCACUCGAGAAACAUUUGCGUGUCUCUUUCAUCUCCGGAGACGUUCACCUGGCUGCUGUUGGCUUGUUCAAGACGUGGGGUGGCAAGCGCAAGAAGCUCCAGCGUGGACAAGGUGCCAUUGAGCCCAAGCUCGACCAUCGGUGGAUGGUAAACAUUGUUUCUAGCGCCAUCGUCAACACGCCCCCACCACCGCCCGCACAAGCGACAUUGAAUAUGCUGGCUCCGCACAAGCAUCGGACGCUCCAUCACGAUCACACCGAUGAAGUCAUGCUUCCUGUAUUCCAAGAGGGUCUCCGGACAGACAAGCGACGACUCAAUUUCGUGGCUGGUGCACGCAAUUAUACCAUCGGCGAACGAGACCCCACGACGGGCGAGUUUGUGUUCGACAUCCGGGUGGAACGAAGAACGGGAGAAGGAGAGACAAAGGGAUAUGUAGUCCGCGUUCCGCCUCCCAAAUGGCAUGGGCUACCGAUUGAUCCCAACGAGAAUAUUCACGCACAAGAUGGCGUUGACAAGACGCCUCCAGAGGAGGUCCAGACGUAA
This is a messenger RNA of Serendipita indica DSM 11827, 2760 nucleotides long. NCBI's taxonomy places the organism in Eukaryota, Fungi, Basidiomycota, Agaricomycetes, Sebacinales, Serendipitaceae. The record is from the annotation of a GenBank genome assembly.